Messenger RNA from Puccinia graminis f. sp. tritici CRL 75-36-700-3, 2609 nucleotides. RefSeq lists its product as uncharacterized. The transcript is spliced from 11 exons. The record is from RefSeq and is a predicted model, not a curated record. Bases 504 to 2183 code for a protein of 559 amino acids. Lineage: Eukaryota; Fungi; Basidiomycota; Pucciniomycetes; Pucciniales; Pucciniaceae.
CAGUGAAGGCGUUGAUGGAGGGUUCCAAGAAAGGGAAAUCAUGAGUGUUGCUCACCAAUGUCCAUGUGCAUAUCUUGUGGGAAUGCGGCCGGUAAAACCUCAACUGUAUAUUUAUUUAAAUAUAACCGACUCGAGCUCAUGUUCAAUUUAAUCAGCGAUAUUGGUAAUGCAAAGCAAGUGGGCACAGCGCGCUCGGCUGGUUCGGAGAAUGUAUGGACUCGGGCUGUGUCUUGAGCAGAUUUUCUUCGGCUCUGCCAGUCUGCCAUGCUCUCUCUCUGGGGCCAAUAUGUGUCCGGCCUUGCUUUCUAAUCGGGUCCUCGCUGUGCGGCUUCCCUUGUGAGCCAUGGCUAUAAAGCCAGGGAGCCUUCUUCCAAUUUGCCGGGGGUUUUCCGCUUGUUCCACUCUGAUCACAUUUCUUAUCAUCCACUUGUUGUUGUCUUCUCGCCUAGGGUAGAGUAGAAAGUGCUACACGCUCAUCAGGCUAAAAUUCCAUCCUCGCCAUCAUGCUCGCCAGCAGCAACCACAGUUCAAGUCUCAAGUCAUAUAGUUCUCUUUCUGUGGCCCAGUUGGAGUCCGCUGAAGUUCCAGCCGCAUCGCUGGAUAACCCAUGUGAGAAGUCACCGCUUUGCGGAAAUAGAGAAACGAACUCAGAAUCAAGCUCCAUCUCGGACUCAGAAUCAAACCACGGACAUGACUCACAUACGGAGUACGACUCGCAUUCGGAUUCCAGCCCUACAGUGAUCGAUCAUGGUGUUGAUCAUACGGUCAUUGAUCUUGAAACCCAGUACGAACACUCGCGCGAAGGUCCUCAUGAAAACAAGAAGGUUGACAAACACGCGUCUUCCACCCCAUGGAAGCACGAGUUUGAAGACAGCCACCCAUACAUUGCGCCAACCAUAAACCGGUGGACCAUGUUAAUCACCUGGUUUACGCCUUACAGACAGCUCUUCGUCUUGACGUUUACUGUCAAUUUGAUCGGGGCAAUUCUGGAGCUUUCGGGUCAUUGGGCGUGGUCGAAAGAUCAUGUGACUCCCUUAGUGGUGGGCAACGUCCUGAUAGCCAUCGCCAUACGGAGCGAAUGGGUCCUUCGCUUUCUAUAUUGGGUGACUGUCAAGACUUUUCGUCCCAAUGUCUUUCCGCUGUGGCUUAGGGUUAAAGUUGUCGGCAUUCUGUACCACAUUGGCGGAGUGCAUAGCGGUUGCGGGCUGUCUGCCUUGCUUUGGCUUGUUGUAGCUGCCAGUGCUGAGUUCCAACAAGCACAUCUGCACCAUGUUACCUCCUUGGUUGCCCUUGGCAUCUGUCUGGCCUGCGUCUCCCUAACUUGCUUAUCCGCUUUCCCUUUUAUUCGCGGACGCUUUCACAAUGUGUUCGAGAUGAUCCAUCGUUUCGUAGGCUGGAUUGGGAUUGUUUUUACUGUCUUGUAUGUAAUCUUGGAAUCCUUAUGGGACGUAGGGGAGCAGCGCUGGGACCCGAGAGCCUCCAGGCUAAUGACAAAACCUGAGCUAUGGUUUUUGGUCACGAUUUUCAUCAUAAUUGUCUUUUCGUGGAUCACAAUCGCGAAAGUUCCUGUCACUGUUUAUACGAGCUCAGAUAAAGCAUCCGUUAUCAGAGUGCCCGGCGGCCUGACAUCUGGGUUGCAUACACGGAUAUCGGUGGGUGGUUUGCGCGAGUGGCACAUCUUUGGAUCCAUUAGCGAAGGAAAAAAUGCCGAGUACCAUUACAUUGUAGCCGCCGUACAAGGGGAAUUCACAAAAAUGCUGAACGUUGACAAGCCUGUUACGCUAUACACAAAGCGCUGGAAGCCAUGCGGUCUUCCCUAUUUCUCUAGACUUUUCAAACGGGGACUUGCUAUGUGCACAGGCUCUGGGAUCGGAGCUGUCGCCUCGACAUGCAUUCAACAUGAUAACUGGUUCCUGAUCUGGAUUGGUCCUAAUUUGGAAAAAACUUACGGCAAAGAAAUCAUGCAACUGAUAUGCGAUCGGAUCCCAGAGAGCCGCCGGUUGAUAUGGGAUACACGGGGACCAUUGGGCCGACCGGAUGUUGUACGGCUCCUACAAAAUACUUACCUAUAUUGGGAAGCUGAAGUGACCUUGUUCGUCGGAAGUCCGGAGAUGAACAGCAAUGUGCUUCAAAGCUGUCGAGCUCUCAAAACACCAGUCUUUGGCUCUAUAUGGGACGCAUGAGGAGCGCUCGGCAAGCUGAAUAGCUUUCAAAACACCGAUCUUGCUAAGCCCACCAGGCUGGACAACGUAUUAGGUGACGAUGAACCAUCUUCUAAUCAUGGAGUUAUUAUCAUCGAUGGACAGUUGCCUAUGGACCUUUUUCACUUUUUCUGUCGAAAUUCUUAUUUGGAGUCAUAUCCCAUCUUAUAAUCCUUGAUGCGCAACACAUCCUUCUAUAAUUAUAAUCGCCCUGUACCACUCGUAUUGCUUGUCUGUAUUUAUUUUUCACUAGUGUAUUUUGUUCAGUAUAUAGAGGAAAAGUGAGUAGUAAAUAGUAAAACAAGACACCAAGGAGCUCGACAAUAGCCGUUAGACAAACGCGCAGAAAAACAAUAAUAAUUAACACGUGGAACUCUCUGACGAAAGCAAGAGGGUGUGAUCGGAACA